This is a messenger RNA of Lathyrus oleraceus (garden pea), 2030 nucleotides long. RefSeq lists its product as uncharacterized. Bases 252 to 1652 code for a protein of 466 amino acids. The transcript has 2 exons. The record is from RefSeq and is a predicted model, not a curated record. Lineage: Eukaryota; Viridiplantae; Streptophyta; Magnoliopsida; Fabales; Fabaceae.
AUUUUCUUAUUUUCGCUUUCCAUCCUUUCCAUCUUUCCUCAAUUACACCAUCUGACCAUAUGUUCCCUCCCCAACUUGUUUGCUUCUUAACCCAUCAAAUCUGCGCCUCUUUGUCUCUCUCACUACCUUUUCACUCUCAAAAACCAAACCACAUUAUAGAUACACACCAAAGCUAACCUCUACUCAAAAGCCAAACAAAGUACACAACACAAUCCAUUACAAAAAAUAAACACACACCAAUAUCUACCUGCAUGAUUCACAUCCACAUGGAAGCUAUCAAGUUAGGAGUUGGUAAUGGAAAAGUUAACAUUGCUGCUGAAGAUGACUCCAUUGAUGGAAUGCAAUGCAUUGAUCAUCCUUAUCGAAACAACCCUGGUGGGAUCUGUGCUUUUUGUCUUCAAGAAAAACUUGGUAAACUUGUUUCUUCUUCUUUUCCUCUUCCUAUUCAUGCUUCUUCCUCUUCUUCUUCUUCUCCUUCUUUCAGAUCCAAUGUUGCUCCUUCUUCUUCUUCCACUUCCACUACCCGUCAUUGUGCUUCUUCUUCUUCCUCCGCCAUUAACACCGUUUCAACAACAACUGCUGUAGCUUCAUCUUCUUCUUUGUCUCUCUCUGUCUGUCCUAUCAAAAAUGAGAAUAAUGGUAAACCGUUUCACCAUGAAUACUAUUCUAGAAAAACUCGUAUCCCUUUUCUCUUAGCCAAGAAAAAGAAGAAGAAAAACACUGUUUCUGGUUCUGGUUCUGGUUCUGCUACAUCUAAUAAUAUUAUUCUGAAACGUAGCAAAUCAACUGCUACACCAAGAAGAGGUAGUAGUAACUCUCUGGUUGAUGCUGAUGAUGAAUAUUUUAGUCCUAGAAAAAGAAAUGGGUUUUGGUCAUUUCUCUAUCUUUCUUCAAAAUCUUCUGCUAAGAAUCUCAACUCAAAGAGUUUUAGAGAUGGAAACAACACUGCUACUACUACUGCAGCAAAACUCAAGGAGAAGUGUUGUUCAGGUUCUUCUUUAGGAAGAAAGAACGACAUUGUUAUUGUUGAAGAAGAAGAAGAAAACAGUCCUAACAGAAACAGCAACAACAACAACAAUAAUACAGGUUCUUCCAUUGAGCGUAAAGUUUCAAGAUCUAGAUCUGUUGGCUGUGGUAGCAGGAGUUUCUCUGGUGAUUUCUUUGAAAGAAUCUCAACUGGGUUUGGAGAUUGUACUCUCAGAAGAGUUGAAUCACAACGUGAAGGUAAAUCAAAGGUAGUUUCUUCUAGUUCUACUGGUAUUGCUUCGGUGAACGCUAAUGGUGACCACCAUCACCACCAUUGCAUGAAAGAGAGAGUACUUCGACGUUGUGGAGGUAUAUUCAGUGGCUUCAUGAUGACUUCAUCUUCAUCCUCCAAUUCAUCUAACUCAUCUUAUUGGGUUUCUUCCAAUUCUGCUGAUGAAACUGUGAACGGUGGAAAACAAGGUUCUGUGUCGAUUUCUCAGAAUAAUAACCGCGGUGGAAGGAGUUGGGGUUGGGCUUUUGCUAGUCCAAUGAGAGCUUUUAGUAGCAAAAGUUCUUCUAAAGAGAAUCAUCAUAAUAAAAGGGAUAUUAUUAGAGAUGCUAAUGAUAAGAUUAAUGCUACUCCAAAUUUAUCUGCUAUGCCAUCUUUACUUGCUGCAAGAGGAUGAUGACAAGAGGUAUAUGAGAAGACAAGAAUGGCAUAAUGGUGGUACUUUUUUUACUUUGAGAAGAGGGAAGGGAGAAGAAAAUCUCGAUGCAUUCUGAGUAAUCACGUGGCUUGUCUUAAUUACUAUGACAUUGGUUCUAGUAUUUUUUUGUAGCUACCUUAUUGUAAUGCGAAAGAGAUGUAAUAUUGGAGUUUUUAAUAUUCACUAUUCACAUGGAUACACAUGUUUGAGUGGUGUAAGAGACACAAUAGGGAGUAGUAGUAGUAGUACCUAUAUAGAAUCACUUUUGGAUAGUAUUUAUUUAUGUGUAGUAUCAUGUAUGUAUGAAUAUGAUUGAGUUUAUAUGCAAUUUAAUAAGAUGGUGUUGAUGAUUAUUAA